This is a messenger RNA of Aspergillus ochraceoroseus IBT 24754, 3107 nucleotides long. Its product is annotated as Het-C domain-containing protein. The transcript is spliced from 4 exons. The record is from RefSeq and is a predicted model, not a curated record. NCBI's taxonomy places the organism in Eukaryota, Fungi, Ascomycota, Eurotiomycetes, Eurotiales, Aspergillaceae. The coding region runs from base 170 to 2623 and encodes 817 amino acids.
GCCUUCUUCUUCUCCCUCUCCCUCUCCCUCCCUCCUCCCCCCCUCCCAAUCGGAAGAUCACUACUCAGCCAUCUGCAUGCACCUUUAAUUCUUCUACUAUAUCUCCCUCAUUUUUCGCGUAUCUCCUCGAUAGUCUCGUGCGUUCUCACUGACUGUCAGUUCCUGGAUCAUGGCUCCUCGAAUGAGUCUGGGUCUGAGUACCCUGCUCGCUUUGGGUCUUAUACUUCUGUUGCUCCCUUGUCAGGUUCAUGCCUUUGGCGCUGGCAAGAAACAGCUCCUAACGCCUGCAGAUAUCGCCUCCAUCUCGAAGGUUGAAGGCCAAAAUUGGCGCCAUGGAGAUAUCGAAGAUAUGCUUAAGACAAUUGCAUUCAUCAAAGGUCACAAGUGGACUUCGAAUAUGGUCAAACGUGUCUACUUCGGGAACUGGCUACGGGAUUACUCCCAGGCUAUGGAUGUCGGUACUCUGAAAAGCCUCCCCGCUGAUACUAUCCGUAUUCUUGUCUGGAUUCUCUCGUUCCUCUCGUUUGGGUAUGCAACGGCUGAGUUUGAGGUAACGGCCGAUAGACUUGGGGUCUACCGUCCUGAGGAACACAUCGAUAAUCCUAAAGAUUACGCUGAUAACCAAGAUGCCCGUCAGUACGAUGCCCGACUACGACCCCCAAUCCGUCAGAUAGAGCUAGACAUCGACUCGAAAACUGGCAUGAAAAAUUACAUCGCAAAUGAGAACGGAGACUGGGCGACAAGUUCAGCUUACAUCAAGUUCAGUUUGGCACGCAGCAUCCACUAUGGAAGAACAUACACUCACGGUGGAAACCGUCAAGGGAGCGAAGAGGAUCUGUGCGAGGCGCUUCGAUGCUUAGGACAAGGGCUGCAUACGCUGGAGGACUUCGCAGCGCACACAAAUUACUGUGAACUUGCUCUUCGCGAGAUGGGAUUCCGUAAUGUCUUCCCUCACACCGGCACCCAAACCCAGAUCAACCUCCACGGCCAUCAGGUGUUCCCGCUUGUAACGGGAACUUUUGGCAUGGUGGACUUUUUCCACUCCGUUCUUGGAGAGGCAACGGACCACUUCACUCAGUCUGAGAUUAACGAGAUGGACACUGCGCUUGGAGAUGCUCAGUCGAGUUCGUCAGCCAACUCACUCAGCUCCUUGACCGGGUUGCUGGGCAAAGUACCAGGAUGUGGGGACCUGGUUGCGGAGGCCGAAGCUCUGAAGCGUCAGUCUGAAGCUCAACAGUCUGCAAAUAAUCAUAGUGGCGGUCAUACUGGAUAUGUCGCCCGCGAAGUGACUCGUGCGUUUAACGAGGAUUCAGAACGCAGUCGAGGCGAUGAUGGGCACCAGAGCAGAGCCAGCGCAACUCCCAGCAAUAGCGAGGGCAAGCCUGCAUCAGGCCUCCCAGGAUUGCCAGGUUUCGACGCCUCCAAAACCAUCGCUCAAAUCUACCCCAUUCUCGAAUUCCGAGAUAAAGUCGUCAAGAAGCUGUCCGCGAUCAUUGAGAAGAUCCCUGGUCUAGAGGCUCUAGUCGAGAGAAUCACCGAAACCUUGACUGUCUUCAUCAUGUCCCUGCUCGCUCCAUUCAUUCGACCGAUCAUCAAUGCUGCCUCGAAAUCUUUACAGUCAGGCUCCGCUGGUGUGAUCGAAUCCUCUGGAAAACACCAGUUUGAACCCUGGACCAACCCUCAAUGCACUGACCCUACCCACUCCAUGCUGUCCAAAGACCACUUCUCCAACCUUCUCAACGAGCCGGCUGGUUACGUUGCUUCCGCUAUUCUCAAAUACGUCGCACCUCGCGUCCUCCACGCCUGGCAGGACAUCAAUAUCCCCGAGCAACAGGUGCUCGACGACUGUCUCCAGGUGUUCCAUCACCCUGCCCUCCGAAAUAUGAACAACGAAGCCCACCGCACCAUGUUCGAAGCUGUUCAAUCCUGGGUCCAUCGUAUGCCAGACCGCGGCGCCAAACUUAACGAUAUCCUCAGUGCGGAGGGCGUCAAGUCUGGUAAGAACAACGGAGGACAAGUCGGCCAUUCGCAUGCACAGCCACAUACCGGGGUCGCUGCCCUUGGAGGCACUGCGCACGGCCAAAAUUCGGGUCACGGCUCUCAGUCUCAUAGCUCCUCUUACUCUCAGCAGCAACACCAAAGCUCCGGCUCCCAACUCCCGUGGGAAAAGCUCUCCGGCCACCUCAGCAGUCUUCCCAUCCCUGGAAUCUCAAAUUUGGGGAAACUUAAUAGCGCAUUCUCUAGUUUCGGGCUCGGUGGAUCGUCAAGAGAGGAAACCACUUCUUCCUCUUCUGCGUCUGAAUAUCAGGCACCACCGCCGCAGCCCCAGGCAUCGCCGUACCACGAGUCUCAUUCUCAACACCAAACGCACUCCCAUUCGCAUUCUCAUACACACACAUCCACACCUCACCACCAAUCAACUGGCAACUACAACGACCAAUACAGCACCCACAAUACCUAUUACGCUGGUGGUGGUAGCCACGGAGGCCAUCCGGCUCCACCUCCACAAGAAGGAUCCAGAUAUAACCAGAACCAGUUCCAGUCGGAAUCACAGUACGGUUACCCUCCUCCCUCUUCGCAAGGGUACGGACAUUCUCAUGGCCCAGGAGGGUAUCAGUAUUAAGAGUGAGGAUGAUUGAGUUUAGCGCUUUUUCACACUUUUUUUUUGUUUAUUUGUAAUACAACACAAUCCUCUCUAUAUUUUGUGAAAAGUAUGUGUGUUUUUUUAAAUCAUGAUAUGAUGUACCACCACGUCUGUCUGUACUCAAGGGUGGUGGCAGCGUAGAUGAGGGAAGCAGUUGAUACCCGGGUUAGGUAGUGGUAGUAGCAAUGGAGGAAGAAGUAGAUUCAUUGUUUUCUUUCCGUUGCUUUCUUUCUUUCUUUCUUUCUUUCUUUCUUUCUUUCUUUCUUUCUUUCUGCAAAACCAACCAUACAGACUGCGAGGAGACUUUACAUAGUUAGUUAUAGCUACUAGCCUCAGUCGGGAUCAGAGCACUUACAAUCUGUAUGAAUAUUAUAUAUUCUCGUACUAGUAUUAUUGAAUCAGUCAAUAAGGGGCAAAUAGGAAAUAAGGAGGUGUAUACAUACAUGUAUAUAUACACACAUAC